CAGAAACUUUAUCAAUUUCUCAUGGUCUUGAAUGAUUCCUAUUCGCAAGCACGCAGCCAAAUACUUAUGAUGAAGCCAGUACCAUUUCUGAAUCAAGCUUAUGCUAUGCUAGUUAGUGAUGAAAGUCAAAGAGCUGUAGCAGCCACAUCUGGCAUUCCAGGUCCUCUACCUAAUGAAUAUGCUAGUCACUAUGAAUCUAUAGCAUUUUCUAGUUCUAAACCAACUAUAGAUCAGAAAUUCAGGAAAAAUUAUAACAUACAAUGUGAGUUUUGCAAGCUUAAGAAACAUAGCAAAGAGAAUUGGAUCAUUGGCUAUCCACCUGACUACAAAUACAAGAAGGAAGGGGGAGCACCUACCACUGUCAGUAAUGCUUACAAUGUGUUUUCUGAAACUACUAAUGUUGUAAAGAAUUCCACACCUCAAAUGUGUGUGACUACAUGCUGCAUUCCAGAAGCAUCUCACCUUCACCUUACAGAGGGCAAUACUACAGGCAAUGCUGCAGCUUCAUCUGCAUCAAUGAAUCAGGAAUUUACACAGGCUCUAUUAACUCUUACUAGGGAUCAGUAUGAUCAAAUACUUCAGUUUCUCAACAAGGAAUCCAGCUCUUCAUCUACUGCCAAUGUUGCAGGAUCUCUUCAGUGUGAGGGUGAAGGCGAUUGGUAGAGAAGAUAAAGGUCUUUACAUAUUACCCUCUUGGAACUCAUUAACUGUCAACAAGCAUGCUGCAGAAACAUCACUAGCAGCCACACAGAAUGAGGAUAUACUCUCUAAGAGAACACCUACAUAUGUGGAUUGGCACAAAAGACUUGGUCAUGUGUCUUCCUCAGUCCUAAACAAACUAUUUUCAAUAAAAUAGGAAAGCUGUAUUUCUAUUGUAAAAAACUGCUCUGUUUGUCCAUGUGCUCGAUUGACUAUACUACAUUUUCCCAGCAGUACAAAUAAAAGUGUAGCUUCCUUUUA
Nicotiana tabacum (common tobacco) is the source of this 960-nucleotide messenger RNA. RefSeq lists its product as uncharacterized. Lineage: Eukaryota; Viridiplantae; Streptophyta; Magnoliopsida; Solanales; Solanaceae. The record is from RefSeq and is a predicted model, not a curated record.